GCCGGUUUGGGCGGCGCUGCCCCUCCCCAGAAUGACGGCCCAGCCAUAGAUAACGCAGAAACCGUCUACAUAUCAUCAUUGGCCUUGUUAAAGAUGUUGAAGCACUGCAGAGCCGGUGUUCCAAUGGAAGUCAUGGGGUUGAUGUUGGGAGAAUUCGUGGAUGACUUCACCAUCCAUGUAAUUGACGUGUUUGCCAUGCCUCAGAGUGGUACUGGUGUCAGUGUUGAAGCUGUUGACGAUGUGUUCCAAACCAAGAUGAUGGAUAUGUUGAGGCAGACAGGAAGAGAUCAAAUGGUGGUAGGAUGGUACCAUUCACAUCCAGGGUUCGGAUGUUGGUUAUCGUCUGUCGAUGUCAACACCCAGCAAUCCUUCGAAAGAUUGAACAAGAGAGCAGUUGCUGUUGUUGUGGAUCCAAUCCAGUCCGUCAAGGGUAAGGUUGUGAUUGACGCCUUCAGAACCAUUGAUACCACCACAUUGAUGAUGGGCCAAGAACCACGUCAAACCACAUCCAACGUUGGCCACUUGAACAAGCCUUCUAUCCAAGCGUUGAUCCACGGAUUGAACCGUCACUACUACUCAUUAAAUAUUGACUACAGCAAGACCUCAUACGAAACUAACAUGCUUUUGAACUUACACAAGAAGAACUGGCAAUCCGGCUUGAAGUUAGUUGACUACAACCACAAGGAACACGAAAACUUGGACAACACCGAAAAGAUGGUCAAGAUUGCCGAAUUAUAUAACCAAAGAGUCCAGGAAGAAAAGGAAUUGCUGGAAGAGCAAUUGAAGACAAGGUACGUGGGUAAGCAAGAUCCAAAGAAGCAUUUGUCCGACACUGCUGAAAAGUUGAUCGAAGACAAUGUCACCUCCUUGUUGACCAGUAACGUGAACGCAUUGGCAAUUCAGUGAAUUGGGAAUGGAAAUGUUUGUAACGUUUAAUGAAGCUGCAGGAGCCAAAUGUUGAGUGGAUCCUCAACACGCCU
Messenger RNA from Suhomyces tanzawaensis NRRL Y-17324, 980 nucleotides. Its product is annotated as proteasome regulatory particle lid subunit. Lineage: Eukaryota; Fungi; Ascomycota; Pichiomycetes; Serinales; Debaryomycetaceae. Gene Ontology annotation, biological process: proteasome-mediated ubiquitin-dependent protein catabolic process; protein deubiquitination. The transcript has a single exon. The coding region runs from base 94 to 906 and encodes 270 amino acids. Gene Ontology annotation, cellular component: proteasome regulatory particle, lid subcomplex. The record is from RefSeq and is a predicted model, not a curated record. Gene Ontology annotation, molecular function: metallopeptidase activity; protein binding; proteasome binding.